Messenger RNA from Strigops habroptila (Kakapo), 3640 nucleotides. It is a transcript of the gene PPM1B, whose product is annotated as protein phosphatase, Mg2+/Mn2+ dependent 1B. NCBI's taxonomy places the organism in Eukaryota, Metazoa, Chordata, Aves, Psittaciformes, Psittacidae. The record is from RefSeq and is a predicted model, not a curated record. Gene Ontology annotation, cellular component: cytosol; nucleus. The transcript is spliced from 9 exons. The coding region runs from base 570 to 1784 and encodes 404 amino acids. Gene Ontology annotation, biological process: positive regulation of canonical Wnt signaling pathway; positive regulation of canonical NF-kappaB signal transduction; protein dephosphorylation. Gene Ontology annotation, molecular function: protein serine/threonine phosphatase activity; manganese ion binding; magnesium ion binding.
CUAGAUGUUGCUCCUAAGCAGUUCUUGAGCUACUGAAUAUUGUGUUGAACUAGGAGAGAAAUUUGUCAAUUCUUCCGUCUUACUACUUUCAGACUCACAGGCUCUUCUGCUUUAUUCACCCCUAAUAUACAAGGAAGAGUCUAGAGUGAAUCUGUAUCAGAAGGACAAAGAUCUGGAAGAAGUUUUAUACUACAUUCAAGAUGACAAGUGAAGCAGUUCAGAUAGCCUCAAUGCAGACACCUGAAAAAGAUUCCGUGUGUCCAGGCAACGAUACUGGAGGCUGCUGCCAGAAAAAAAGGAAAUACCAAAAUAAAGCAGAUGUUGUGUCCUGUAUGGUUAUCUCAAGGUUUUGCAAGUCAUUCUGUUAUGUGCUUCUUGGCAGCAGGAAUGUAAACUAAUUCUUUGAGCACUGAACUAGAACCUUGACAAGGUUGCAACUACAGCACUGACUUAUUAAAAAUGACUGGCCCGUUGAGUGAAUCCUUCUGAGGAAGAGACAUUUUACAGUACACUUUUAUGACCUAAGCCCAAAAGAUUGAUGUUGGACCAUUCUCGUUAUAUGAAAAGAUAUGAUAUUGCCUUUGGGACUGUUGGCCAUCAAGAUUCAAUAUUGUAUAAACAUGGGUGCAUUUUUGGAUAAACCAAAAACUGAAAAACAUAAUGCUCAUGGUGCAGGGAAUGGCUUGCGUUAUGGCCUCAGCAGUAUGCAGGGAUGGAGAGUGGAAAUGGAAGAUGCUCACACAGCUGUUGUAGGUAUUCCCCAGGGCUUAGAGGACUGGUCUUUUUUUGCUGUCUAUGAUGGUCACGCAGGAUCUCGUGUUGCAAAUUAUUGCUCCGCACACUUACUAGAACACAUCACUAACAAUGAAGACUUUAGGGCAACAGAAAAAUCUGGAUCUGCUCUUGAACCUUCAGUGGAAAAUGUCAAGAGUGGAAUCAGAACUGGCUUUUUGAAAAUUGAUGAGUAUAUGCGCAAUUUCUCAGACCUCAGAAAUGGGAUGGACAGAAGUGGCUCAACAGCAGUGGCAGUUUUGAUUUCACCUGAGCAUGUAUAUUUUAUCAAUUGUGGUGAUUCACGUGCUGUUCUCUAUAGGAAUGGACAAGUCUGUUUUUCAACACAGGAUCACAAACCUUGCAACCCAAGGGAGAAAGAACGAAUCCAGAAUGCAGGAGGCAGUGUAAUGAUUCAGCGUGUUAAUGGUUCAUUGGCAGUUUCUCGAGCUCUGGGGGACUAUGACUACAAAUGUGUUGACGGUAAAGGCCCUACAGAACAACUUGUUUCUCCAGAGCCUGAGGUUUGUGAAAUUUUAAGGGCAGAAGAAGACGAGUUUAUCAUCUUGGCUUGUGAUGGAAUCUGGGAUGUAAUGAGCAAUGAAGAGCUCUGUGAAUUUGUUAAGUCUAGACUUGAAGUAUCGGAUGACCUGGAAAAAGUGUGCAAUUGGGUAGUGGACACUUGUUUACAUAAGGGGAGUCGUGAUAACAUGAGUAUCGUACUAGUUUGUUUUUCAAAUGCUCCUAAGGUUUCAGAUGAGGCAGUGAAAAAAGAUGCUGAGUUGGAUAAGUACUUGGAAUCACGGGUUGAAGAAAUUAUGGAAAAAUCGGGUGAAGAAGGAAUGCCUGAUCUUGCUCAUGUUAUUCGUAUUUUAACUGCGGAGAAUAUCCCUAAUUUACCACCAGGAGGUGGUUUAGCUGGCAAGCGUAAUAUUAUUGAAGCUGUGUAUAGUAGGCUGAAUCCACACAGAGAGAAUGAGGGGGGUGCUGGAGAUCUAGAAGAUCCGUGGUAGCCUUACAAAUCUGCUAAAAUGCUUUUGAUUCUGAAAGGGGGAAAAAACUUUUAGAUCUGUUUUCUUCAAUACAAGGGAAAAAUUCUGGUGGAUUUCCAACAUUUUGUGAAAUGGGCAGAAAGAUAUUAGAAUUCUCCAUCAUUUGUUCAUUUUUGUGUUUUCUGAUAUUGCCACUCUUAGCAUUGCCUGUACUACAGUAUUUUUACCAGCCUCAGGCACACUGAUUACAUCUGUAAUGAACUUUGGCCCUAAAAAGGAAGGAAGGAAGGAAUGAUUCUCUCAGCAGAUGGGUACAUGCACCUGAGGUGCACAGGAUUGUGGGUGUACUCUGAAGAUACACUAUGGCUAAAUGAGAUGUGCAACACACAAGCAUGAGAGAGAACAAGUAAUUGUUUGAGACAUGACUUAUUUCACUUUACCAAGUUGGAAGGCUUUGCAGCUCUGUGGCUUGGAAGUAAUUUCAAUUGGGCAAUACGCUAUCAGAUGUGUAUUUUUAUUUUUGUUUUUUUAUUUUCCAGUUUUACCUGUAUUACCAGACCGUUAGGUUUCCCUGCGGUGUCCAAAUUGUGAUACGUUGCCUACUGCUUGCUUCAAGAUAAGUGUAUUUGGCAAUAAUAUAUGAAGAUUCUAGGCAUCUAAAACCAGUAAGAAUUUUACGCAUGUGUACAACACACCCUUAAACUCUUGCUAGAGGAAGAUCUUUUAAAAAACCAAACUGAUAAAUUUAUAGUUAGUAGUGACUUGCUUUGACAUCUCUCACAGCUGCAGGUUUUUUAAGAAAAAAAAAUUUGCUGAAAAUUUGCCUUUAUUAUAAUGUAAAUUGUGAUUAUUUUUUGUUCUAUAUGUGGUUUUCUAUAGUUUUUGAUUUUUUUUUCAGCUUAAGAUACAGACAGAAGUCGUGUAAUAUGGGUAUAAUUUUUAAUUGUUUGCAUUAUUUUCAAAGUUCAAAUUAUCACUUUGAGAUUACUAUAAAUACACUUAAAAUUAUCUAUUUUAAAUUAAGAAAAUAUUAGAGAUAUUUUCAUGGGUUCAAUGACCUUUCAUUUUAUAAGCAAUGGGCAUGGUACAGAGUGGCUGUCAUGUAAGGUACUUGAAGAUUCUUAGUUUAAUUCUAUUUUUGCAAUAACCUUGACUUUUUUUCUGACUUUUGAGUUGUGCAUGUAAUGAGUCCAGUAAAUGCUGAAAAUGGGGAAGAGUAAAGUAUUUAUCUAAAAUAAAAGCUAUUGGGGAGGGGAAACAAUGAAUGUAUCCAUCUGUACAUGAUUUACAUGCUGUGGAUGCCUUGUAAACAUUUUCCUAUUUGUUUAAACUGUGUUUCAGCGAGGAUGUAAUUGCCCUUGUGUGUAGUUUUAAGCUAAUGACAGUCAUCAACUGGUUUUGUGUGAAAUGGAAUUCAUGGUAUUUUUCUGUAACUUUAUCCCCAUGGUGAGUCUGUAAAAACCACACGCUCUUUCAUACUGGUGCCGAAGGGCAGCUUUCCCAAUCAUUUUGAUUCACUGUGUAUCUUCUUUUCUUUUUUUUUUUCCCUUUUUUUUUCCUCUUUUUUUUUUUUUUUUUUUUUUUUUGGUCUGGAGAGCAUUAUUGCCACAGUAUAUUUUAUUUAUUCAUUAGAUUUUAGCGUUGUAAGUUAAAGUGUUCUAAAUGAUGAUGUUAACAGGUAUUUGUCCCUUUACUGGUUUUUUUGGGGUUGUUAAAAGAUAGGGAAUGAAGAAUGCAAAAUGGUUUAUUGUUCAGACUGUCCGCUCUGGUCCAACCCUGUACUGAUAGUACCUUCCCAGUAUGAUAUUGUGAUGUUUCAUACAAUACAGUGAACAUAACCAACUUGUUAUCUUCAAUAAAGGAUUGCUAAAACAGUG